CCUUUGGACUCACACAAAACAAACAAACAACAAAAAUGGAACUUUUAUAUCUAGUACUCUCCUCCAUUGUAUUUUUCUUCUUCCUCCUUCACGGCAUCCACCUCCACCGUAACCGGAAGAUGCCACCCGGCCCUAGCGGCCUCCCGAUCAUCGGAAACCUCCUUGACCUUGGCCCAAAACCACACGAGUCCCUAGCCAAACUCUCCAAAAAACACGGUCCACUUAUGACCAUCCGCUUGGGUAGCAUCACUAGCGUGGUUGCCUCCACACCCGAAGCCGCUAGAGAAAUCCUCCAACGCAAUGACGAGGCGUGCUCAGGCCGUAUUGUCCCAGACGCGGUCACAGCCUUAGCCGACCAUGAUGCGGCCGUGCUAUGGAUUCCAGCAAACGAUGAAUGGCGAACCAUUAGAAAAGCCCUCAACACGUACCUCACACACCAACACAAACUCGACACGCUUCGCGAUCUUAGACAAAACGUGGUGGAGGGGAUGUUGGACUUCCUUAAUGAGUCCGGGCGCAAGAAGGCGGGCGUGGACAUAGGAAAGUUGGCAUUCGCGGUCGCGCUCAACCAGAUGUCCAACACUUGUGUGUCACAAAACGUGACAAGCUACGAGUCUGAUGAUAUUGGGGGGUUUAAAACAGCCGUGAAGACAUUGAUGGAAGUUGAUGGGAAGUUUAACAUAGCGGACAUAUUUCCGGUGUUGAAACCCUUGGACCCGCAGAACAUACGGCGCCAGGCGAAGGCGGCUUAUGAUUGGUUCGAUAAGGUGACAGAAGGCUUCAUAAGCGAGAGGUUAAAGCAUCGAGAGUCCAAGCUUCCGAGGUUUGGUGAUAUGUUGGAUUCAUUGCUGGAUUAUAGUGAAGCUAAUGAAGCCGAGUUUAACUUCAAACACAUCAAGAUUUUACUUGUGGAUUUGUUUCUAGCUGGAACCGAAACAAGUUCGAACACAACAGAAUGGGCAAUGACGGAAUUGUUACUCAACCCUAACAUGUUCUCAAGAGUUCGCGAAGAAGUCUCCACGACAGUGGGGAAAGAUGGAAAAAUUCAAGAAGCCAAAAUCCUUGACUUGCCUUAUCUUCAUGCUGUCAUCAAAGAAACAAUGCGACUUCAUCUAUCUGUGCCUUUAUUAGUACCUCAUAAAACUGAAUGUGAAGUUAAACUAGGUGAAUAUAUUGUGCCAAGAAACACACAAAUUUUGGUGAAUGCAUGGGCCAUGGCGCGUGACCCUAAGUAUUGGGAAAACCCAACAAUGUUCAAUCCAAAGAGAUUUCUAGAAAAUGAGCUCGACUACAAGGGUCAAAAUUUUGAAUUUAUACCAUUUGGAUCAGGUCGAAGGAUGUGUCCCGGAAUACCCUUGGCUCAUAGGGUGGUUAGUUUAAUGGUGGCAUCAUUUGUUUAUCACUAUGACUGGAAGUUGCCUCAUGCUAGAGAAGAUAUGGACAUGAAUGACAUUUUUGGCCUUACAUUGCUUAGAGCAACACCUCUAGUUGCUACCCCUGCACCAGUCAUACAAAGUGCAUAAAACAUAAAGCUUGCAUUCGCUUGUUAUUAAUUAGUGCUAAUAAUUACCAUUGUUAUUGUUUUGAGACAUUAUACAAAAUAAAUGAUAGGUGUGGCUUUAAAUUGUAAGCAUUUAUAUACUAUUUUAAAUUGUGUAUCUUCUCUAUAGAUUAA
This is a messenger RNA of Helianthus annuus (common sunflower), 1675 nucleotides long. Its product is annotated as geraniol 8-hydroxylase. The transcript has 2 exons. Lineage: Eukaryota; Viridiplantae; Streptophyta; Magnoliopsida; Asterales; Asteraceae. Bases 36 to 1523 code for a protein of 495 amino acids. The record is from RefSeq and is a predicted model, not a curated record. Gene Ontology annotation, molecular function: monooxygenase activity; iron ion binding; oxidoreductase activity, acting on paired donors, with incorporation or reduction of molecular oxygen.